This is a messenger RNA of Anneissia japonica, 4076 nucleotides long. RefSeq names its product glycerophosphodiester phosphodiesterase domain-containing protein 5-like. The coding region runs from base 213 to 2030 and encodes 605 amino acids. The transcript is spliced from 14 exons. Lineage: Eukaryota; Metazoa; Echinodermata; Crinoidea; Comatulida; Comatulidae. Gene Ontology annotation, cellular component: membrane. Gene Ontology annotation, molecular function: glycerophosphodiester phosphodiesterase activity. Gene Ontology annotation, biological process: lipid metabolic process. The record is from RefSeq and is a predicted model, not a curated record.
AUUAUUGUGGGCGAAACCGUGGGUGUUUGAUUUACUACUACCAUCAGUGCGAAAAUAUCAGACCCAUUGGAAAGAUAAGCACAACUAGGCCACGGAGUAUCACACUCUAAUGGUACUGACAUAAGGAUAUCCUUUUCUGACGUUCAAUUUCCACCAAAUUUGAAACAGCCUUUAGAUAUCACCAUUGAAGAAGAUCCCCGAUAUUAGAUGAGAUGGUUUCUCACAUCAAGUUAGAGAACCAACAGAAGUAUAAAAACCAUGUAUGUCUGUCGUGUAUCACAGGGUUGUAUGGUUGCCGAUGGAAACGAUAUCGUAGAUCCACUGAACCGACUACACUGUUGGAAAAGAUAUCGUUGUUUAUUGUAUUUAUAGCCUUUCUGUUGAUGUCAACAUUAUUCUAUUUCUGGAUAGUAGCUGGAAAUGAUGCUGAUGAUGUCAAUUGGAUCAUAUGGACUAAUCUACAAAGUUGGUUCAACUGGUACUUGCUUCUCUUUGCCUUGACUGCUGUUGCCUUUUCAUAUAUAUCAUUUUUAAUAGUUUUAGGGAUUUUUCACUGGUUGCUUGGGCAACAAUUUCAUUUGCAUUUGAUUCACAAGAUCUUGGUUGUAGCGGUGAUAGGGGGCGGUAUUGCUGCUGUCAUAGUCAUAUCAUUGGAAUGGAGGAAUGAGUGGGAACUUCUAAAUAAAUCCUUGCAGAUAUCAGCACCAAUUCUUCAGCUAGUAGCUGUGGUUCUAUUGACUCUUCUUACUUGGCCGUUUGCCAAGAUAUUCUUCAAAUCUUCAACAGAAUAUCAAAUCCCACAGUUUGUCCUGUACCUCAUCGUAAUGACCUUUAUAUAUUUAAGUCCGCUCUUAGUCGACAACCCAUGCUUCAUAACGUCAGGUGAUCUCCCGGUACGCCCAAAGAUUAUGGCUCAUAGGGGCCUGCAACAGUUAGCACCAGAGAACACUAUGAUUGCGUUUGAGCAGGCAGUAAACUAUAGUGUUUUUGGAUUUGAAAGUGAUGUAUCGAUAAGCUGGGAUGGUGAACCAUUUCUUAUGCAUGAUGCAAACCUUGCACGGACAACAAACGUAAAACAGAAAUUUCCCGCCCGGGAAUGGGAUCCUGCAAGCACUUUUAACCUCACAGACCUUCAGAAAUUAGAUGCGGGCUCAUGGUUUAUUGAGAGGGAUCCAUUUCGGACAGUCAAAUCUAUUCCUGAACACAUCAAAAAUGAAUUCCAUAAACAGCGGAUUCCCACCUUGAAAGAUCUACUGAAUCUGGCUAUCCUCUACAAUAAGAGUGUAAUUUUUGAUAUCCGUGAACCAGAUGAAAAUCAUCCAUACUAUUCCACAUGGAUAGAAGUGGUAGUGAACACCACGCUGGAAACCGGUAUUAGGCAGGAAAAGAUAUGGUGGCUGUCUGAUACAAACAGAUCUUGGGUUGAGAAACGCGCGCCAGGUUUCAUACAAACCGCUGAGAGUUAUAAAUACAGCAUUGAAGAAAUGCGAGAACGGAAUAUUCGUCAAGUUAAUGCUGCAUUUUAUGAAGUAACUGAUCAAGAAAUAAGGGAUUUAAAGAAUGCGAGUAUCAAUAGCUCAGUAUACAUGGUGAACAAGUGGUGGUUGUUUUCCGUGUACUGGUGCGUUGGUGCUCAUUCAGUCACGUCUGGUGCUGCGCAAGUUUUGGAAAACAGAAAUUCACCGGCUUGGUAUUUGGACCCAUCAAUCUAUCUUAUUAUCUGGACCACCGUAGAUGGCGUAUCGGUUCUCUGUGUUAUUAUUAUAUUUAUUAUCCAAAGGUUACAAAAUCCAAGUAGAAUUGCAGACCAGGAGACUGUUGCAAUUAACAUGCAAAGAAAACGUUACAGCAGCGGUAAAGCGCCAGACGACACCAACCCCUUGUACGAUGCUCAGGGUAACUCACCAGCUGGUAAUAGCAACAGGUUACCACCACCGACGCCGGUAGCUACAGAUGGGGAUCAGACCAUCCUCGUCGAAAAUCAGGUCGUCGAACAAGGUUCAUACAAUGAGGUCAAACUGGAGAUGUGAUACUUCACAGAUGGAAAAUCUGCAGUAAGCCUAGAAUUUUUGGCUUUACAGUGCCAUAUUAUCUAGAGGUGAGGAGGCGGUUAGGAGGAGGCCAUAUCUAGAAGUGAGGAGGGGGUGGGAAGAAGGCCAUAUCUAUAUAGAAGUGAGGAGGGGUGGGAAGAAGGCCAAGUGAGGAAGGGGUAAGGAUAUAAUCAUAUCUAGAAAUAAGGAGGGGGUGGAGAUAAGGAUAUGUACCCCAACCCCACAUUUAACAUGGUUAAAUUUGCCAAAUUCAUUCUAUGUCAAGUUUCACUAUUUAAUAAUCAUAUUGUUGUUGUAGUGCCACAUCUAGACGUGAGGAGAGGGUUGAGGUGGAAGAAAACCCUCAGCCUCACAUUUUCACUGUCAGAUUUGCCAAGUACAUUACUAAAACAGACUAUUCUAUUACUAAUUGGUUAAUAAUCAUAUUGUUGUUGAAGUGCCAUAUCUAGGAGUGAGGAGGAAAUCUACCCCAACCAUACAUUUUCACUGUCAAAUUUGCCAAAUUUAUUACUAAACCAAAACUCCUGAUGCCAAACCCUUUUGUGUCUUCUAUCAUCAAAAUCUUGUGUACCUGCUCAUGUCUUGUGAAUUCGCAUAUGGGUAUCAUUACUGACCAAGAUAGCAUGAGUCUUUCACGUACCAUGACCCACAGAGUGCAUACGGGAUAUCAUAACGUCACAUGAUUGAUUAUGUAAAUUUUGACGUUAUCGCAAUCAAAAAUAUUGGGGUCUUGAUAUUUUACAUCUUCAUUUAAAAAUGAUAAAACAGCUGAUAUGACACCAAACAAAAUAUGAUUCCUAUCAAUAUUAACUACCUAAGUAAUGUAAAAUGGGUAAAAGUAAUAUAUACUUUAUUUUAAUGUUGACCUGUUUGUUAUUUUGAUUUCCUUUGAUUGUUCUUUUAUAUUCAUAAUUAUUUUUCAAAUAUAUUUAUUAUUGGAUAUUAAAAAAAUUGUGCUAACGUUUGAUCUGUGAAGGGGGUAAAUAAUUAAUUUUAGUUGUUGCGAUGUCUAGACCUUUGGAGUGUUUAAAUCUUCUGUGGUACCAAAUCAAAAAAGUGUGUGUGUAACAUGCUAUAUGAUAUUGAUCAAAAAGUCAAGUUGUCCUGACUUUCUGAAGUUAACAAUGACAAUUAAUAGGACAAUAUGGUGUGACAUUUUGUGGGAUUGCUACUUAAAGGUAGACAUUAGUCACUAAUUCUUUAAUUGGAAAAUGUUUAGCCUUUAAACUUGUCUAUACACAGUGUAUGUUUAUAUAUAACAGGUGCCUUAGUAUAAAAUUCCCACAAAUUUUUAAUUGCCUUAUUUUUUUAUUGCGCCCUCUUGUGAUAUUUCUUAAAAAUUUAAAAUUGCGCGCUCUUGUGAUAUUUCUUAAAAAUUAAACUAUACAAACAUUCCAUAGCUGCAUGCCUAUCACCAAGUGUUUUCUUCGAUGCCUUGCAUCGCUCAGAUUAUGCAAUUAAUGGUUCUGUAUAAUGCAUUUGUUUAAAUUGCUUGUUUCUUCAGUGUAUUUGUAACAGAAAUACACGAGUUUUGUGUUAACUGUAAAUAAAAAUGAAGGUGUUACAAUUACAUAGUAACUAUAUUGUUACUCAUGUUAAAUUAUGGGUAUUAUAUACCUGGUUCAUCCCCUGAGUUAAGAUGUAAGCCUGUCUUUGCCAAGUGCAACUAAUUAACAUACCCUUCUUAUCCAGAUGGGUGCCCUAAAAUUUGGUGUAAUCAUAUUCUAGCCAAGUGUAACUGAUUGUACCUGACCAAAAUUACCCUUAGCAAGUGAAUCUGAUAAAGUAAUCUUUGGCAGUAGGCCUAUUGUCUCUGAUUAUGUGUCAGCUAACCAGGUAGCCUAGGACAAUUUGUAGUUUGAACUGCACAUGUCAAAGUCAAUCAACAUAAACAAUUGUACACACUAAGUUGAUUGACCUUGGAUAUGUGCAUGUGCAGUUCAAACUAUGAACUGGCUUAUUGUAAUCUAACUAGUUGGCUUAAGCAUCUAUCAUUUAUGUUAUUGGGAAUAAAUAUAUCAAGAU